Molecule: messenger RNA, 1389 nt
Organism: Aspergillus pseudoviridinutans
Lineage: Eukaryota; Fungi; Ascomycota; Eurotiomycetes; Eurotiales; Aspergillaceae
Exons: 4
Coding region: 1-1389 (462 amino acids)
Source: RefSeq, a predicted model, not a curated record
AUGGCGCUGCAGUUUAUCAACCAGAGCUCGAGCGGGAUAGGCAGCCCUGACAGGCGCAUCAUCCGCUCCCACGUCAUGCGAGGCAAGAAUACGGGCAAGCAGCGCCGGUCCACCAAGAAACAGAAGACCGUCGCACAACUCAAGCACCUCUUGUAUCCUCCAAAAUUCAGAUAUGUGAUUCCGCGGCAGGUGCUCUGGGGCGACCUGUGUCUCACUUCGUUCCCUCAAGAGCUCGACCCCGAGUCCACGGCGCUCAUGCAUCGGUGGUUCUUUGACAUUAGCGAUGCGCUAUUUCCGCCGCAGUUCUGUACCAAGUUUGACAUUGUAAAGUCCGUCUGGGUCAACUACAUUCUAGCAGAUGAAGCAUAUUUCCAUAGCACCUUGGCUAUAUCCUCAUCUUAUGUUGACUUCUCCCAGCGGAAACCAGCAAUAUCUCCCAAAACUCUUCACCACAUCUCACAGGCGUAUGCUUUGGUCAACGUAAAACUCUCGGGUCCUUUUUCCGUUUCCGACAGCGCCAUAGCUGCUGUAGUCAGCCUCGCCAUCUACCAGCAAAUACAUCACCAGCCUGCGACGGGACUGAUCCAUCUCCACGGUCUCUAUCGCAUGAUUCAGCUGCGAGGUGGGAUUGCUAGGCUGAUGCAAGAAGAUCGUGCGCUGGCACUGAAGCCGUUGAGGCUCGAUGUUGAAUUAGCAAUGCAAAAUGGCACACGCACCCUGUUUCGAGGCAAUGAAGCGCCCGUUCACCCGGUCUUAUGCGAACCCAAUGUCAGCGGCGGGCACUUUCCCAGCGCUGCCCCUUGGAUGCCACUCAUCAUGCUCGAUCUGUUCAGCUUCUCAAGGCUGCUGAACAACGUAGAGAGGAGGCAAGGACUGAAGCUUGAUCCUCUAGACUAUAUGGAGACGGUUGUGUCGCUCCUUUAUCGCCUCGUAGACAUCUCGUCUCUAAGGCAAGCGUCUACCGAGCCCGGAGGACGUUAUGGCGAGGUGACAUACCUUGCAAUGCUGGCAUUUAUGACGACAUUGCUACCAGAAUUCACCCGUGAUGGAUCUAGCUGCCCCCUUCUUUCUGAUCGUCUGGGAAGGGCCAUGCAAGACCUUUGCGUCACAGCAUUGGAGUCGUCGGACUCUGAUCCAGCAUUAGUCUUAUGGAUUCUUUUUAUAAGUGGGAUAUCGGCGUUGGAUCUCAAAGACUGUCGGUGGCUGUCGCCGUUAAUUGCCGACACUUGUGAGAGGCUAGAGCUGGACAACUGGGCUGCCAUUCAGCGGCAGCUGAGUCAGUUUCCUUGGAUAUUCGCGUUGCACGAAGCCCCAGGCUGCCGCCUAUGGGAGGAUGUACGACUGGGGAGCAGAAAGAUUCCAUGGAAUAUGUCAUCACAGGAAUCAUAA